AUGGAGAGAUAUUUGGUUCUUGUAGUGUUGACUUUAUUCUUCAGUGAACUGGCGACUCCUGCACUCGGCUGUGAAUCGAAAUCUGACUGUGAUGAUGGUACCGGUGUUAAUAGCAAGACUAAUAAAAUUGUGCUUAUCGCUAUCUUCGUUCCAAUUGGUCUCAUAUGCAUUGUGCUGUUCUGCAUCUGCAUUUGUUUCGGUGGAGCGUCAAGAGGCAGUGGUGAUGGUGGAGUAUACCGGGGAGGUUACGGCGGCGGGGGCGAUUGUGGGGGAGGGGGCGAUUGUGGGGGUGGUGGAGGGGACGGAGGUGGAUGCUAA
Paramuricea clavata is the source of this 318-nucleotide messenger RNA. The record is from the annotation of a GenBank genome assembly. NCBI's taxonomy places the organism in Eukaryota, Metazoa, Cnidaria, Anthozoa, Malacalcyonacea, Plexauridae.